GGCAGUGUGACACAAUUAGCUCUCGUCUUGUGCGUGCCCUCAAGGCUCCUAAAAUGGAUUUACGUGGUUCCGCUCAAGGCACGUGACAGUCUUUCCAAACUGGCAGGUCACCACAGCGCAUGCGCGAAUGCUGUAGCAUGUUAGUUACACAAGUUUAUUUUCAGCCUUUUUCUUGGAGCCGAUGGUGUAAACUGAGCGUGGUGAAGUCUUGUGCUUUAUUACAAUGAUCUCCUUGGAUUUUUGACAUUAAACCCUAAGAGGAAAAGUGCCCGGAGCACCGAAGUUUGGACAUUUAACGUUGACAUGUUGCUGCGUGGUUUGUCGGUUUUUCCAGGCGGCGACGGACAGACCAAGCCAGGCUAGUUUAAGCUAGCUUAGCUGCCAGCCAAGCAGCUCGGAUAUCCAUCGUUAACCUCUCUGCUUGCUGGGCGUGUUGCAGUAUCCAAGCAGCGUUGAUUUACAGGUUGUAAACGGUCAUACAAUCUAAGGAUUCAUAACCAGGCUGCUUGAUUGUGCACGCAGGACGUCGGAGGAAGCUAAUGCUAGCUACUGCUGUGGACAGGUCCCCUAAAGCGAGUGACAUACACCUUAAAAUACUCCUUUUACAUCCAUAUUGACUGUUGAAGCAGUGCUGACAUGCAGCGCUGAUAUAUGCUAACUGUUAGCUAGCAGCUCACGUCGCACUACAGCAGUCAAAUAGUUGUGGCUGACAUGGCAUCCAGCGGGUACUCUGACCUGAGGGAGAAGCUGAAAUCCAUGACCCCACACAGGGAGGAGAUCAAUAAUAAAUUCGUGGACGGGAUGAGUAAUGGCAGCAGUGGGAAAGCUCGAAAACGUAAGAUCCGAGAGUCCGACGACGAUGAGUUUGAGCACAGCGAUGACUGCGCGGAGAACAUGGAGCAGGAGGCCAGCCGGGUGAAGAGCAGCAUCCUGCAGGAGAGCAUCUUCAGCCCGGAGGAGUGUGCCCUCAUCGAGGAGAAGAUCGACGACGUGGUGACCAGAGGAGAGGCUGGACUUUACCGGGAGCACACCGUGGACCGGGCGCCCCUCCGUAACAAGUACUUCUUCGGGGAGGGCUACACUUACGGAUCACAGCUGGAGAAGCGUGGCCCGGGCCAGGAAAAGCUGUACCGCAAAGGAGAGGUGGACGAGAUCCCGAGCUGGGUGCACGACCUGGUGAUCAAGCGCCUGGUGUCCAGAGGAGUGGUCCCGGAAGGGUUUGUCAACAGCGCAGUCAUCAAUGAUUAUCAACCAGGAGGCUGCAUUGUGUCGCACGUGGAUCCUCAGCACAUCUUUGCACGACCCAUCGUGUCCGUGUCCUUCUUCAGUGACAGCGCGCUGUGCUUCGGGUGCCGCUUCCAGUUCAAACCCAUCCGGGUGUCGGAGCCGGUGUUUGUCCUGCCAGUGAGGAGGGGGAGUGUCACGGUCCUCAGUGGUUAUGCAGCUGAUGAUAUCACCCACUGCAUCCGACCCCAAGACAUCAAGGAGCGGCGUGCGGUGAUCAUCCUAAGAAAGACCAGACCUGACGCGCCUCGAGUCGACUCUGGCAGCCCUAUCAGCGCUUCUCCUGUAGAGAGACCCACUCUGAAAGCCAAACGCACUCAUCGCAGAGCAACAUCAAGUGCUGCUCACAGGCCGAGGGUACUGGAGAUGGACAAAGAGGAGAACAGACAUCCGUCAAACUCCCGUAGUCGUCGUCACAGCAUCAGCUCAGAGAACUACUGGAAACGUGGACAAGACUCCGAAAAACCCCGGGAGAGCUCAGGACGCAAAGUCAAGAUGAGACGCCACUAAGCACUUCUCAUCACACAUGUAAACAUAUAAAUAUACCCUUUCUUUAUGCAUUUCAAUAUUGUAAUCUUUUUUGACUAGUCAUCAUUUUUCUUGCUCUAGUUUAUGUCUGGCACAAGGAGCACAGUCAUCAUGGUGUCUGUUUUGAUUUGAGUCCGGGUCAGUCUGAGUGCAUUAUUUGUUUCUUGCAGACAAGCAAAACAAGUCUGUCUGCUGCACAGUUCAGAACCUGAAGUAACUACACUACACUAAGGCUCUGUUGUUAAAUUCCCUUUAAUCAAACUUUUCUUGUUUCUAUGUCCUCAAAUAUUUCAGAAUGGCAUGUAUUUUUUGUAACCAAGAUGUACAGACCACAAGAGCUAAAGAAAAGAUGUAUGUAUGGACUUGUACAAAAGAAACCCUGCGCUGUAAUCUAACUUGUUAUAAUGUACAAUACAAUUGUAUAGCCUUUGAUUUGGGGAACUUUUAUGCAGAAACAAACUUCCAAUUUUUGCACCUACAUUUCUGAUCCUCACCCUUAAUGUGCCAUCCCAGACCUUUGUUCCCUUCGGCCUCCCUGUCACAGUUACAUUUACAAAACACCUGGCAGAUGUGCAGCCAUGAUGUUCUGUGUUAUGAUUUGAUUCAGAUGUAUGUCUCCUCUUGUUGUAGGUCACAUCGACUGAACUGAUGUUUAAUUGAGUGAUGAAAACCUCAGCGUUUGUUUUGGGCUCCUGUUUCAGUUUGAAGUUGCUUUACCUUGUAUAGUGACAGAGGCCAUGUUAAUGCUUUUCUGUAUUAAAUCAAAAAUGCUCCUCAA
Notothenia coriiceps (black rockcod) is the source of this 2590-nucleotide messenger RNA. RefSeq names its product alkB homolog 5, RNA demethylase (gene alkbh5). Gene Ontology annotation, biological process: mRNA processing; mRNA export from nucleus. Gene Ontology annotation, cellular component: nucleus. The record is from RefSeq and is a predicted model, not a curated record. Bases 712 to 1794 code for a protein of 360 amino acids. Lineage: Eukaryota; Metazoa; Chordata; Actinopteri; Perciformes; Nototheniidae. Gene Ontology annotation, molecular function: oxidative RNA demethylase activity. The transcript has 4 exons.